This is a messenger RNA of Oppia nitens, 1446 nucleotides long. RefSeq lists its product as uncharacterized. The transcript is spliced from 4 exons. Lineage: Eukaryota; Metazoa; Arthropoda; Arachnida; Sarcoptiformes; Oppiidae. Gene Ontology annotation, molecular function: CoA-ligase activity. The record is from RefSeq and is a predicted model, not a curated record. The annotation marks the transcript as partial.
AUUGGUGAUACCGUAUGUUUUAUAUCAUCUAAUGAUUAUCUUAAGUCAAUUGCAUUUAUAUCACUAUUAAAUAUCGGAGCCAUCAGUAUAUUUCUAGACGAAAGGAUAACAUAUGAUAAGUUGGAUAAUGUACUUAAUAAAACCAAAUUUAAAUAUAUAUUUUGCGGAAAUGCCAGCAAAAUAAUUGUUGAUAAGUUGGUGAAUAACUAUUCAGAAAUUACUAAAGUAUUCAUUGAAUGCAAUGAUGACUAUGAAUUGGACAAUAAGUUUAUUAAUGUUACUCAACUAUUUAGUGAUGAUAUCAAAUGUGAAAACAAUUUUGAUGUCAACCAAUCGGAUAUAGCGGUGAUUGAGUGGACCGGAGGUACAAAUGAUGGCACACCGAAACCAGUGGCCAAAACGCACGGCAAUCUUAUCAAUGGAUUACAGCAAAUGUUAAGCGACAAUGUCUUGAGCAACAACAGCGAUGACAUUAUAAUAUCGAUGCCAUUUGACCACUUGUUUGGCAUAUAUUUUCAUUUAAUAUCACUUAUCAGUGGAUCCAAAACGGUGUUAAUCAGAGAAACGUUUGCUACAAAUACUUAUAUAUAUUUGCAAUGUAUUGAAAAUUUGAAUGUAACAAAACUGAUACUGUUUUCAUCGGACAUCAAUUUGAUGGUCAAAAAUGAAGUGAAUCUCAUGUAUAAUGUCAGUAGUGUUAAAGAGAUAAUAUAUAUCGGUGUUUUUGAUGAUAACAAUAUUAUCCGUCAAAGUGUGGACAGUAUGUUUAAGUGCCGAUAUUUUAGAUCAGUUUACGGAACCACUGAAUCAGGAGUCAUAGCAUGUCUGCAAAAAAGUAAAUGCUAUGAACGGAACAAUUAUUCGACGGGACAGUUGAUAUCGGGAACAGUACUACAGGUGCUUGACUUGAAAACUGGUGAAUCGCUGCCAGCUUACAGUGUGGGCGAGAUUUGCGUAAAAAGUGGACAAUUGGGUCACUCUUACGGCACUGAUAACAGCGACAGAUUUACUAAUGAUGGCUAUUUAAGAUCCAACGACGCCGGCUAUUAUGAUAAUGAAGGCAAUGUCUACAUUGAAUGCAAGAUAUCUGAUAUUAUAUAUGUUGACAAUCAGAUGCUGAUACCAAACGAUCUUAAAAUCCUAUUGUUAUCGCAUCCCAAUGUCAUCGAUGUCUCGGUUAUCGGUAUUUAUUGCAAUUAUAGUGACUCUGAGUCCGACUCUGACACUAAUGAAACAAAUAAUAUAAUUUAUAAACAAUUAAAUAAUACGUUUAAGAUAUUUGUUGUAUUGCGCGCCGGUAGUAACGAAACUGAUCUCGACUUAAUCAACUUUAUUAACGAUAAGGUAGAACCCAUCAAACAGGUUGACUUCAAUUUGUAUGUCAUGGAUAUAUUGCCUCGAAAUAGUUUGGGUGAUAUUCAAAGAGGUUCACUAAUAAAAUAUUAA